UCAACCUCCAUCACCAUGAGCCAGCCGCCGCCGCAGCCGCCGUCCAUUCCCGUGUCAUUCAAUCGCAUGUCGAUAGGCGUGAGCCUCCUCUUCUGCAUCAACAUCGUCUGCAUGCCACUCAAAUGCUAUUUCACCGAGCUGCUGUGGACCAACCCAGAAACAUUUCGGCCACCAGCCAUCUUCCCCGAGGUUGCGUCCGAGUUCAAUCGAUCGACCGCCAAACGAUACGUGACCCAACUCCAACUUGUGUACAACAACACCACCAUCCCCGCCCAUCGAGCCUACCACUACGACGCGACCCACGACGUCGAUGUCAUGCGCACAGUCAUGACCAGCUCAGACUGCGACCGCCCCCCCCUGCAGCUUCUCAACGACAUACUCGGCAUUGUGUACUUCUCCACAGACCUCAAGCUGGACCUCGUGGACCGGUUGUGUACGAACGCAUCGCAAGACGUGGCACGUCUGUGGCGUGUGAAUUUCAUCGACUCACCUGCCUUCAUCUCGGCGUUGUGGGUCGUGUCUGGCCAAAAUGACUUGGACAGCAACAACUCGACCAUACCGACCGAUUCCAAUGUGACGACUGUGUACGUUUUAUUCAUUCCGGACGUGAGGACCAUGUCGUGGCGCUACACCAAGCUAGCAUGGCGACUACUUCUCUGUCUCUCGCUAGCUGUUCUUAUCGUCACUUCGUACAUUUGUCCAUUGUGGCAACUCAAGGGCAACUUAGAGCGGUAUGCGGUGGUCGCUCCUUUGCACGGCAGUCAAAAAGGCUCGAAGGAACGACGGCGCCGUGUCGUGCGGUACAGCGUCGUAGUCGGCGAGCCAUCCUGUUUUGUCUUGACCAAGCCGUGGGUGUGUAUCGCGUUUGCCGCAGAUUUGCUGGCUAGUACCUUGUACGUCGCUCAGGCGUGUCUACGGGUGUGCCAGACCACAUCGUUGCUUCACUUUGCACUGGGCACUUUGUACUUGGGUCGCACGGUGUGGUUUUCAUACACCGCCCUGGCCAGUGUCAACGUUGCCCUUAAGCGGUGGCAGAAGUGCCACUGGAUCCGCCCCGCCAACACGACUGUCUUGGCGAUCGCAGCUGGGGUCGUAGGGGGGACCAUCACGAAUGUGCAGGGGCAGUGGCCACCCAUCCUGCAAGUGUACACGUGGCUGUUCAUGCUCCACAGUCGCCAAGAUACCAACCAAACGAUGCAAAUGGACAGUAUCUUUGUGAACCUGGUGUUCGCAAUGACCAUGUGCUACCUCCCUGCCGGCGUCGUGGGGGGGCGGGCAGUGUGCCGCCGGCUGUGCACCGUCUACCGACGCCCGCACGUCGUGAUGGCUGAAACUCGUUGCCAUCCUGGCAACUGCAAUGACAUGAAUAGCAUGGAAAACAAGGCCGACCACCCUCCAACAAUCGAUGUCGUCCAACACCACGCCUAUCACCACCUGGACUUUCGCACGCGGUGGUACCUUUGGCUAUGCUGUGGCCGCAGCGUUUGCGACCCUGAUCUCGUGUUUCACGGGGGCAGCAUCGCCACCUUGUUUGCCCUGCACCCAUCGUUUCAAGCGCACUGCACCCUCGACCAGCGCGGCGGCGACUGCUAUGUCUGUGGCUUUGACGCGACGGACGUCAUGGUCACCAUCACCCGCGUCGCAUGCAUACGAGGGCAACUGGAUAUGACACGAGUCACCAUCGACAGUGAUGCCCCGGCCAACCGUGUGGCCGUCGGGUCGCUCACCAUCUCGUCUGCGAAUGGGCCGCUCGUGGUGACCUUCCGCCGCGGCGUGGACGACUGCCUUUGGAUGGCGUGACGUGUGUAAAACCAUAGAAACCCAGGCGACGAACCUCGCUUUAGUCGACAUCCUUGGCCGCCACCAUGCACCGGAAUUUCAAUCUGUCAACCCCAAGUCGUCUGAGCUUUACGCGAGGGAGGGUGAUGUUGUCCAUGUGGGGUCGUCAACGUUAUUAUCACAACUCUCGUCAUGAGGGUUGCCAAGAUAAGUACAUACACUCCCAAUCCAUGUACUAUGUGUAUGCAUGCAUGCCCACAUGAUGCUUCUGGUGUGUUCCUGUCAUGUUGUAAUGACAGCUAUAAGAUAUCCAACGAC
Messenger RNA from Aphanomyces astaci, 2097 nucleotides. RefSeq lists its product as hypothetical. The transcript has 3 exons. NCBI's taxonomy places the organism in Eukaryota, Oomycota, Saprolegniomycetes, Saprolegniales, Verrucalvaceae. The record is from RefSeq and is a predicted model, not a curated record. Bases 16 to 1800 code for a protein of 594 amino acids.